GUCGGCUCACAUUACGUUGAACUUGACGGUAAGAAAAUCACAAACCUAGAAAAUCACUACAAGAUCUCUACUUCGAACUAGUAACCUCACAGGUGAUAAAAUACUCCUCUGCUUCUAAUGAACAUCGGAGCAAAGCCUUGUUGUCGCUCUCUCUCGUCACUCUCCUCACUAUUCAAACCCAAGACACAAAAGAACGUACACAAAAACACCUGUCUGAUCCAAACCGAGCUUGAAGUUGAGGUACGCCGAAGAUGCAAGACUGGUCAACUAAACCUCCAAGAAUCUCUCCUUUACUUCGAAAAACUCUUAAAGACAAGACCCAUGCCUUUAGCCGACACAUUUAACCACCUCUUCUGCUACGUCAUGAAGCUUAAAGGAGCUUCGGAAGUGAUCUCUAUGUACAAUAGGAUGAGACAACAAGGCAUUGUUCCUGAUCUGUACACUUGCAACAUUUUGAUUAACGCGUUUCGACAUUUGGAGAGAGUCGAUUACGGGUUUUGUGUUCUGUGUGAUGUUAUGAAGAGAGGGUUGGAGCCUGACUUGGUAACAGUUGAUUGUUUGGUGUGUGGGUUGUGUUCUCAAGGGAAAGUGGUGGAUGCGCUUAAGGUGUUCGAUGAAAUGUGUGAGAGAGGGAUUAAGAGUGAUGUAACUCUCUAUAGGACUAUUAUCGGUAAGCUUUGCGGGGUUGGUGAAACGGGUAGGGCUGUGGAUUUGCAUAGAAGGAUGAUUGCUGCUGGUUUCGAGGGAAAUGCGCUUACUUACGGUUUUAUAAUCAGCUCCUUUGUUAGAGACAAGUUGAUCGAUGAAGCAAUGUCAGUGUUUGGAGAAAUGAAGAGGAACAGAGUUUCCCCUAACGUUUCAUCUUUUGGACUGAUUAUUCAUUGUUUGAGCAGCUCAGGGGGAUUGAAGGACGCGCGUGGAUACUUGGAUGAGAUGAUUGCUCAAGGGAUCUCUCCUGGUCUCAUUGUCUAUAACUCUCUUGUUUAUGGACUAUGCAAAGAAGGAAUGUGGGACGAAGUUGCGGAGAUGAUCAAUGAAAUGGUGAGAAGAGGGAUAUCACCGGAUGUUUGUACUUACAACACUUUGAUAAGUCGUCUUUGCAAAGACCAUAAGCUGGAUGAAGCUAUUGAUGUGUAUGGCUCAAUGAUUAAUAAAGGUCCGGAGCCUAAUUUACAGACAUAUAACACGCUGUUGGAUGGUCUAUUCACAGGGUGUAGGUAUACAGACGCAACUAAACUAUUCGAGUCGAUGAGGCAUGAUGAGGUUGAGCUUAAUGUGGUUACUUACAACAUGAUGAUCAGUGGCUAUUGCAAGUAUGGGAAGCUUGAGGAAGCCGGCGAGCUUAUAAGGGAAAUGAAUUGUAAAGGUUUGAAGCCAGAUAGCUAUACAAAUAUGUCACUGAUCCGGUUUGUUAACCAAGCUGGAGAUUCAGAAGUUGCCAAAGAAGUCUUUGAUGUGAUACGCAAGUCUGAUUCCUCUCCACACUUACAUCAUUACACUGCUCUAAUUGAUGGUCUGAUUAAAAAGGAGAAAAUAGAUGAAGCAAGAAAACUAUUUGAUGAAAUCUUGGACAAGGGCUUGGUGCCAGAUGCUGUAGCGUACAGUAAUAUGAUCAUGGGCUGUUUCAAGUAUGGUAGAACGAAGGAAGCCAUAGAGCUCAUAAGAAGAAUGGGAAGUGAAGGGAUGAGACUUAGCGGUGCUCUAUACACGAUAAUGAUUCGUGGUGCAAGCCAAGCCGGGAACUGGGACAUGGCCUUAGAAAUCUUUGAUGCAGCUGGUCAUGCUUCAAACAUAAUCCAGUUCAAUAUUCUCAUCGAUGGUCUGAUAAAAAGUGGUAAAUGGGAUGAUGCAAAGAGACGUUUUGAUGAAAUGUCUGACAAGGGUUUGGUGCCUGAUACCAUUACGUACAAUACAAUGUUCAGUGGCUAUUGCAAACAAGGAAAACUAGACGAGGCCUUUGAGCUUAUAAGACGCAUGAAACGUGAGGGGCUGAAACCAGACAGUUACACCUACACUUCACUGAUACACGCUUCUUGCCGAGCUGGAGAUUCAGAUGCUGCCCAAGAUAUCUUCAACUCAAUACGCAAGUCUGGUCAAUCCCCAGACAUAUUUCAGUUCAAUGCUCUCAUCAGUGGUCUAAUAAAAAAUGGGAAACUAGAUGAUGCAAAGAGACUCUUUGAUGAAAUCCAAAACAUGGGAUUGGUGGCAAAUGUGGUAACAUACAACAUAAUUAUUGAUGCCCUCUGCAAACAUGAGAUGCUAUCAGAAGCCAGAGCAUUGUUCUAUGAAUUAGAGCCAAAGGGUUGUUCACCUGAUUCUAUUAUGUUCAACACCCUUGUAAGUGGCUUCCUUCAACUGAACAGGGUUAAAGAUGCUGUCCCGCUUCUUGAGAACAUGCUCGAUAGGAAAUUCAUCCCAGACAGUGUGGUUAAACAUAGACUGCGUCGAGUUCUUGCUCGUCCUGAUGGUCGUAAAGCCCUUCAGCCACUUCUAGACACUUAUGGUGAGAGCAUCUUCGAGAGAAAAUCAUUGUAA
This is a messenger RNA of Eruca vesicaria subsp. sativa (arugula), 2535 nucleotides long. The record is from the annotation of a GenBank genome assembly. Lineage: Eukaryota; Viridiplantae; Streptophyta; Magnoliopsida; Brassicales; Brassicaceae.